AUGGCACCCUCACGGACAUCUACAGUGAAAUCCAAGCAUGCGUCGAACAAGUCUGGGAUUAAGAACAGCAAAUCUAGUACCAGGCCGCAGAGCGACGGAGUCUCGAAGAACAAGAAACCGAGGAGCAAAGGCCCGCCUCCGAAACCACAGAAGAGCGCCGGGAAUCUGGCGACGCUGAAAAAAAAGAGGAGAGUCUACACUGAGAAGGAGCUGGGGGUACCGGCCCUGAAUAUGAUUACGCCCAUCGGAGUCGAGAAGCCUAAGGGCAAAAAGAAGGGCAAGGUUUUCGUGGAUGACCGGGAGAGCAUGAUGACAAUUCUUGCAAUGGUCAAUGCCGACAAGGACGGCCAGAUCGAGAGCAAGAUGAUGAAGGCCAGGCAGAUGGAGGAAAUUCGCGAAGCGAGGAAGGCCGAGUCGGAAAAACGACAGGAGAUGCGCAAGGCGAAGCUGGACGAGACAAAGGAGGGCAUGCGCAAGAAGAGAAAGAGGUCGUCUGGCGACGAGAAGGGCAACAUAUCGAGCGAGGCGGCUAUGGGAACGAAGCCGCUGAAGUUGAAGAAGAAGAAAAGCGUUUCCUUUGGUUGA
Molecule: messenger RNA, 585 nt
Organism: Drepanopeziza brunnea f. sp. 'multigermtubi' MB_m1
Lineage: Eukaryota; Fungi; Ascomycota; Leotiomycetes; Helotiales; Drepanopezizaceae
Biological process (GO): ribosomal large subunit biogenesis; intracellular mRNA localization
Cellular component (GO): nucleolus; preribosome, large subunit precursor
Molecular function (GO): mRNA binding
Source: RefSeq, a predicted model, not a curated record